UGGAAAUUGCUGGAAUUUAUCGCCGGUAUGUCCUUAUCGAUCAUGAUCCGUCACCAUUUUGUUUGGCCGAAGGCAAUUAUCUGAUGUAUUGUAACUAGUGUAAGCAAAUAAUGCACCUUUCUCCAUUGGCAUUGAGUCUUUGGGAUCUUUGGAAAAUCCAGCAGUGACGCUUUCCACCAUGAUCCAAGCACACAAAGCAGACCUGUGGAUGGUUCUACUUCUAGUCAUUAUUGUGGUGGUGACUCGCAUCCAAGCAAGUAGUAACGAGGAUGGAACCAUCUUCCUGGAGCGAGGCAACCCUGGCAUCCUGUCCUGCCCUCCCGUCGCAUCCGGACGAAUCCCACUGGGUCAGAUCAUCGCCAUGUACUGGUACUUCCCCCGAGUACGAGAUGAAGACAUCUUGAUCUCCUACUUCUUUGGGAAUGUCGGUCCACAAAACGGCAUUCCAGAGGGCGUGUAUGACAUCAAUGGAAACUUCUCUCUGGUUAUUGAGAACGUCACCGACUCAGACGAAGGGACCUACUACUGUAGGGUCAAACCGAGGUUGAGAAUGAUGGUUGAUGGGCACGUGGCAAUGCGUGUCAAAGUAUCUCCUAAAGAGCCAUUUCCCGAUGUAACUCAAUGCACUGAACGUAUCUCCGAGACUGCGUGCGAAGCAGUCUUGCCGAAUGACAUCGAGAAACCAAUGCUGACCUGCAUCGUACGGGAUGCCAAGCCUGCCGUGGCUCUCCGAUGGCUGCUGGAGAAUAGUGAUGGCGGCACACAACUCAUCAGCGACAGGUUCACCGUACAACCGAGUGAGUAUUCAGUGAACACCUUCACCACUUCAGCAUCAAUCCCAAUUGUAGCGAGUGACGUGGACACAAUGUACAGAUGUCAGGCAUACGGGGAGGCGCUGGGCGCCAGGAAUGGUAGCCACGUGACGGUGACUGUCACCACAGCUCACCGUACCCUGCAAACACCACUUGUUUCUGUGGUGGCUACUGGCAUCCAAGCAAGUAGUAACGAGGGUGGAACCAUCUUCCUGGAGCGAGGCAACCCUGGCAUUCUGUCCUGUGCGCCUGUCGCAUCCGGGCAAAUCCCGCUGAAUCAGAUCGACGGCAUGCGCUGGUACUUCCGCCAAAUACGAGAAGAAAACCUCUUGAUCUCCUACUUCCUAAAAAAAGUCACUUUACAAAACGGCAUCCCGGAGGGCGUGUAUGGCAUCAACGGAAACUUCUCUCUGGUUAUUGAGAAUGUCACCGACUCAGAUGAAGGGACCUACUACUGUAAGGUCACUGAUAGGGGGAAAAAAGCGCUAGUCAAUGGGAACGUGACUAUGCAUGUCAAAGUAUCCCCCAAAGAGCAGUUUCCCGACAUAACUCAAUGCACCCAACGUAUCUCCGAGACUGCGUGCGAGGCUGAGUUGCCGAACGACAUCAAGAAACCAAGGUUGACUUGUAUCGUACGGGAUACCAAGCCUGCCGUGGCUCUCCGAUGGCUGCUGGAGUAUAGUGACGGCGACACACACCUCAUCAGCGACAGGUUCACCGUACAACCGAGUGAGUAUUCAGCAAACACCUUCACCACUUCAGCAUCAAUCCCAAUUAUAGCGAGUCCUGUGGACACGAUGUACAGAUGUCAGGCAUACGGGGAGGCUCUGGGCGCCAGGAGUGGUAGCUACGUGACGGUGACUGUCACCACAACUCAUCAUACACCACAGUUCCCACCAGUUGCACCUAGCUCAGCUGUAACGAUUAAGGAGGCUCCAUGUACUUUGCACAAUGCGGUGAUUGGGCCUGCAGACACUCCAGAUGGCUAUGGAUAUGCCUUUAUUGGGACUGCAGUUUUCCUUUGCCUUGUCAUCGUUGGUUUGGUUAUUGUUUUGUGCAAGAAGCACAGUAAGGCGGAUAAUAGCAGAGAAAAUGGUGCAGCAGAAAUGCAGGAUCCAAGGGUGAACUCUGGGAAAUGGACCUGGAUUCGGAAGUCCUGGAGCCACUUAACCAGAACGGACAUGGUGUAAAUUGAUUUACAACACGAGUACUAAGCCAAUUGUGCCUAUGAAAAUUGCAAUAUAAAUGAUGAAAUUUGUACAUGUAGUUAUACACAUGUGCAUUGUAAUUAUUUUUUUUUACAUUGUAAAUUUUUUUUGUACAUUGUACCUUAAUAAAACAUAUUUUAUUGAAAUUUUAUUUUUUUUAUUGUAGGGUGAUUGUUAUUGUAGAAUGACUUAUAAAUUGGUUGAAUUGGUUAGUGGAAUUUGCCUGUGAUACAAAGAAACUAAAGAGUAAACAUUUAUAAACAGUAAUCAACAGUAAUCUAGUUUCAUGCUGAAUAACAUGAAACUAGUUUUAUCAAUAUUAAAGGGAAUGUACAACAUUUGCUUUAGCUGCAAUUUUCAGAAAUAAAUGGAUUUGGAGGAUUAGUAUGUUAUUGCAAAUAUUGUUACACUGACU
Patiria miniata (bat star) is the source of this 2435-nucleotide messenger RNA. RefSeq lists its product as uncharacterized. The record is from RefSeq and is a predicted model, not a curated record. Lineage: Eukaryota; Metazoa; Echinodermata; Asteroidea; Valvatida; Asterinidae. Bases 179 to 2002 code for a protein of 607 amino acids. The transcript is spliced from 11 exons.